Messenger RNA from Cuscuta europaea, 548 nucleotides. The record is from the annotation of a GenBank genome assembly. NCBI's taxonomy places the organism in Eukaryota, Viridiplantae, Streptophyta, Magnoliopsida, Solanales, Convolvulaceae.
GCUGAAAGGGCGGUCUGAUCGAAAUAUGGCGAAGAGCAAGGAUGACAUAACGUACGGGACGGCGCAGGCAAGGUUGUCUGAAGACGACGCCGUAAGGGUGAGCUACAAAGGCGGCGUUCCACUCGAAGGCGGCAAGAUUGCCGAUUCCGAGCCCAUUGAGCUCUUCUCCAGUGCUUACAACAUCCAAAAACAGCCCCGACGCGCAGAAGAGACUGCGGCCGACUCCCGACGACGGGAUGCUACGGCUGCGCCACCGUCGUCUGACAAGAAUCAAGCUGAUCAGCACCGUCAGGAUACGUUGCAACGUUGACACAAGGAAAUUGAGUGUCUGUUUGAAUUUGGUUCAAGGCCAUCCCAUGUUUUCUCUUUUCUAUUAGAUGUUUUCAAUCGUCAUGUGCUAGUAGCUACCUAGGCUGCUAGUCUUGCUCUGUUUAGUGUUUACAUCUCUUACAAUAAUUUACAAAUUUUAUACUUACUUUGUAUCCAAGUUUUUCCUCUAACGGUAUAAAUAAUGAAAACAAUAUUGAAAUAAAAGGAUGAAAUUUCAG